CUUGGUGCUCCCGAUCCAACCGCGUCCGGAAUUUGGAGUGUGUACUUGUAUGUGUGCGUGCAUGUGCGUGUGUGUGUGUGUGUGUUUGACGGUGCUUUGAAAGAUUGUAGCGAGCAGGAAGGCCACAAGGUGCGUGUACGCAACAGUUGGACGUUUAUUUGUGCGUUUGCAGGCGUGAAAGAAAAAAAACAGUCCAUAACGUCUAAUCGUGUGUAGGCAUCAUUUUGAAAUGUGUCCUUGGUGCGAUUGAACUUUUUGUUUUGACGAUUGAGUGCUGCCGCCUUCCCUCUGUGGCUUGCUUCUCCACGGUGACAAAAACGCGAACGAAAGCAGGCAAAAGAAGAACCAGAGAGAGAGAGAGAGAGAGACAGAGAGAGAGGCAAAACAGAAUGGAUCGCGAAAAGAACGACACCUCGUCGAACUCGGGCAUCGCAGGAGGCUUUGCCGGGUGCAUCACGCGCUUCAUCUGCCAGCCGCUGGAUGUGCUGAAGAUCCGGUUCCAGCUGCAGGUGGAGCCACUGAGCGAGCAGCACGUCACGUCCAAGUACCGCACGAUCGUGCAGUCGACCCGCCUGGUGUACCGGGAGGAAGGGCUGCGAGCGUUCUGGAAGGGCCACAAUCCGGCCCAGGUCCUGUCGAUCAUUUACGGCGUGGCGCAGUUCUCCUCGUACGAGCGGUUCAACCAUCUGCUGCGCACGGUCGACACGUUUGAGCGGCACCAGAGCGGCCGGAACUUUGUGUGCGGUGCGCUGAGCGGUACGUUCGCAACCGUGAUCACGCUGCCGCUGGACGUGGUGCGCACGCGGCUUAUCUCGCAGGAUCCGGGCCGGGGGUACCGCAGCUCGGUGCAGGGCCUGAAGCUCAUCUACCGGCACGAGGGCGUGCGCGGGCUGUACCGGGGGCUCGGCCCGAGCGUGCUGCAGAUCGCGCCGCUCACUGGCGGCCAGUUCAUGUUUUACAACAUCUUCGGCAGCAUGUUCCGGCAGUACUUUAACAUUAGCGCGAGCGAGACGCUGCCGGCGAUCGAGCUGUUCAUCUGCGGCGGGAUGGCCGGCCUCUGCACCAAGCUGCUGGUGUACCCGCUCGAUCUCGCUAAGAAGCGGCUGCAAAUACAGGGCUUCGCCAAGAGCCGCCAGACGUACGGGCGGCACUUUGUGUGUGAUAACAUGUUCAACUGUCUGUACAACAUCGCCAAGCAGGAGGGCGCGAUAGGGCUGUACAAGGGGCUGUAUCCGGCGCUGCUGAAGGCGUGCUUCAUGUCCGCGUUCUACUUCGCGAUCUACGACGAGAUGGUGCUCAUCCUGAACCACUGAUAUUAGGCGUUCACCCGUGUGUGGGCUUCACAUCGCGGGCUGCCGAUAUACUACUGUAGACGAGAUUGUCACGACGUUGUCUUCAUUUUCCAACCCUCCACACUCCCCCCAUCCAUUCAUCUGGAAAUCCGGCAUGGAACUCCAAUGGAACUUCCACCCCACGAGGACUUGUCUUCCAGUGUCUAUCAGCAAGUGCUUAAACGCGUUCAAUGAUAGCUAAAAAACGAGUCGGAAACGAGCUCCCGCGAAAUGUAGAGAACGCUUUGCAUGUAUCGUGUGCGCGUACAUCCGUAUUUGUAGUGUUAGUAGCCCCAUCCCCACACCCAGUUGCAUCAGAUUCGCGCCCAGUGUCGGUUAGAGAGAAAUUGAAAAAAAAAAGAAAGUUCCUUCCAACGACGGAG
Messenger RNA from Anopheles merus, 1714 nucleotides. RefSeq names its product mitochondrial thiamine pyrophosphate carrier-like. Bases 390 to 1313 code for a protein of 307 amino acids. Gene Ontology annotation, molecular function: thiamine transmembrane transporter activity. The transcript has a single exon. Lineage: Eukaryota; Metazoa; Arthropoda; Insecta; Diptera; Culicidae. Gene Ontology annotation, biological process: thiamine pyrophosphate transmembrane transport. The record is from RefSeq and is a predicted model, not a curated record. Gene Ontology annotation, cellular component: mitochondrial inner membrane.